AUGGCGAACCCGAAUGUUGCCGCACACCGAGCCCGCCGCGGUCUCGUCAGUCCUUUCCUCUCAAAAGCAAGUAUCCAAAAGCUCGACAAAAACAUUAUGAAGCACGUAAAAAACUUUGUGGAAAUAAUAAGUCCGACACCGAAGACCCUGGGUAAGGACUGUGAAAGGCUCAAAAUGGAAGUUGUUAUAAAACCAGGCGACGGAGUCAAUGUGACAAAGUUAUUGAGAAGGCUUACUGGGGAUGUGAUUAGUGAGUAUGGGUAUAGCGAAAGUUUUGGGCUAUUGUCCUCGGAUAAGAAUAUUUGGUUUAUUCAACCGAUUGCGGACUCUUUGGAGAUAUUUCAUUAUUUGCAAUUUGCGUGGCCGGUUACGUAUGCUAUGUCUGCUAUUCCGAAUUUUCUUUUGAAGACGGUGGUGCCUAGGGAGUUCAGGGGGUUCGCGGAACUUGAAUGGACACUUGAAGAACAAAUCGAUGGGUUUCUUCGAAACCCUGAUACUGCGAAGGCAAAAACAACUCACAAAACGAUAUUCGAAACUCUCGUUGAAGGUGAUUCGGAAAUUAAGCUAUCGAAACGUGCAUUAGUGGGCGACUCAAUGGUUCUCAUUGGUGCUGGAACAGAGACCACGGCGACUACAAUAGCAGAGGCAAUGUACAGAGCAUGCAUCUACCCGGAGCUGCAAGCACGACUUCACGAGGAGCUAGUCAAGGCAUUUCCGAACAAAACCGAUGAAGUAACUCUCGCGAAAGCAGAGAAGGUGCAAUAUAUCAUUGCAUUUCUGAAAGAAACACUGAGAAUAGCGGCGCCGAUACCGGGCAGAAUUGCGAGACAGACCCCUAUUGAAGGCGCAAUGUGCAAAGAGACAUUUCUACCUGGUCGUGUAAGUCUACAAUCCGCAAAUGGCGUUAAUCAGAAACUACUAGAUACUUUUACUGAUAGCUAG
Messenger RNA from Orbilia oligospora ATCC 24927, 942 nucleotides. RefSeq lists its product as uncharacterized. The transcript is spliced from 2 exons. NCBI's taxonomy places the organism in Eukaryota, Fungi, Ascomycota, Orbiliomycetes, Orbiliales, Orbiliaceae. Gene Ontology annotation, molecular function: monooxygenase activity; iron ion binding; oxidoreductase activity, acting on paired donors, with incorporation or reduction of molecular oxygen. The record is from RefSeq and is a predicted model, not a curated record. The coding region runs from base 1 to 942 and encodes 313 amino acids.